AUGAAGCUUGUAAGGUUUCUAAUGAAAAUUAAUCAUGAAACAGUAACAAUAGAGUUAAAGAAUGGGACUGUGGUUCAUGGUACUGUUUGGGGUGUAGAUAUGAGCAUGAAUACGCAUUUGAAGAGCGUUAAAAUGACCGUCAAGAAUCGCGAACCCGUAACUUUAGAUACUCUUGCUAUCCGUGGCAACAAUAUUCGUUAUUUUAUUCUACCUGAUAAUUUAGCACUGGAUCAGUUACUUGUCGACGAUUCACCAAAAAUGAAAGCAAAGAAAAGAGCAGAAAUUACUAUGAGUCGAGGUCGAGGCCGCGGUAGAGGCGGACCAGGAGUUGGAGGUGGAGGUCGCGGUAGAGGCCGCGGCGGACGUGGUGGAAAAUUCGGCGGUCGGCGCUGA
Trichoplax adhaerens is the source of this 393-nucleotide messenger RNA. RefSeq lists its product as uncharacterized. Lineage: Eukaryota; Metazoa; Placozoa; Uniplacotomia; Trichoplacea; Trichoplacidae. The transcript is spliced from 4 exons. The coding region runs from base 1 to 393 and encodes 130 amino acids. The record is from RefSeq and is a predicted model, not a curated record. Gene Ontology annotation, biological process: spliceosomal snRNP assembly; RNA processing. Gene Ontology annotation, molecular function: RNA binding. Gene Ontology annotation, cellular component: pICln-Sm protein complex; U5 snRNP; U1 snRNP.